UAGUGAAAUUGUGGUGAAACCUACGAUUAAUGGCUCUGAUACACACAAGUAUGGAUUACAAAAACGAAGGCCACAGCGGGGUCAACCAGCUGGGUGGCAUCUUCGUGGGCGGUCGUCCGCUGCCCGACUCAACCCGGCAGCGGAUCGUAGAACUUGCACACGCCGGUGCCCGUCCCUGCGACAUUUCCCGCAUCCUGCAGGUAUCGAACGGUUGCGUCAGUAAAAUUCUCGGCCGGUACUACGAAACCGGCAGUAUCCGACCACGUGCCAUUGGGGGCUCAAAGCCACGCGUUGCCACCCCGGAGGUGGUUCACAAGAUCUCGCUGUUCAAGCAGAACUGCCCGAACAUCUUUGCCUGGGAGAUUCGCGACAAGCUGCUGAACGAACGGAUUUGCACACCGGAGAAUAUACCGAGCGUAUCAUCGAUCAACCGUGUGCUGCGAAACUUAGCCGCCCAGAAAGAGUUCAGCAAAAAGCCCCACGGCCAGGACUCAUCCGCCGAUGAAUCGAGCUACUUAUCGAGCAAGCAGCUUAGCGACAGUUCGCCCUUUCUGCACUACAAAUACGGAGAGAACGGUGAGUGUUGCAGCAUUGGAAACGAACGCCGAGAACGUCAACCUGUUCCGUUUUCAGCCGAUAUCAAACAGACCGGUGGACAGGAGCAGGAAAGCAAAAGUCCCUUCGGUAAGCACUGUUUCACGAAUCUGGACUCGCCUGUCAGCCUCAGUACAGGCACGGGAGGCCUGAAACCUUCGACGUCGGCCGCGCAAACCGUCAGCUUCGAUUCGGAUUCGGAACGGCUCAGCUUGAAGCGCAAAUUGCAACGCAACCGGACUUCCUUUACCGUCGAUCAGAUCGAGUACCUGGAGAAGGAGUUCGAACGGACCCACUAUCCGGAUGUGUUCUCCCGGGAACGAUUGUCUUCCAAAACCAAUCUACCUGAGGCGCGGAUUCAGGUUUGGUUUUCCAACCGUCGCGCCAAAUGGCGCCGAGAGGAAAAGCAACGCUCGCAGGCUGCAUCCGAGGGGGCGAACGUUGCCGUUUCCGUGUCGGCCGCUGCCCCACCACCGCCGUCAGCCAUUUCUUCUUGUAUGAACCUAACGUCACCGCUGGUUUCCCACGUCUACGAUUCGAACAUGUGCGUCGAAGAUUCCAACAGCAACUAUCUCAGUAAAACCUAUCCGUUGGAACCAGCUGCCUUCCAGAAUUUAGAUCCCCUAAAGUCUCCCCCAUCGCAUCACUCGCAAAAUCAUUCGCCCAUGUCGUUCAAGCUCUUUCCGACCAAUUCCGUGGGUGGAACCAGCAAUCAGGGAAGCUCCGCUGGCGGAGGCGGCGGUGGUGGUGGCUCCGGUGGAGCUGGCAGCUCGGGAGGUGGUCCCGGUACAUCGGGAGGAGUUCUGCACGAACCGAACAUGAUGGAUGCGGUCGCACUGUCCAACAACGGUGGCUUCUCACACGUACCUACCUCGGACGAUAAGUCCCUGUACAACCAUUUUGCCUAUUCGGCUUCAUCCGUUGCGGCAGCGGCCGCAGCCAACAUGCAUCACUCGGCUGCGUACUCGGCGGCAGCGGCGGCCGCAGCCGAUCACCAUCAUCACCACCACCAUCAUCAUCAGUCGUACAACGGAAUGUACCUGAAGAACCAGCUGUACAACAUUCCGUCGACUGGUGUCCUGAGCUUUCAGUCCACACUGGACUGGAACAAGAGUUAAUGGUAGAUUCCGCGAGGUUCAGCUUCAGAGGACCUCCCCCAUUUCCUCCCGCAGGAACGUUGAUUGAUGCUACUGAUUUUACUACCACUGCUGCUGCACUAAAAACGAAGAAGAUGAUGAUGAUGACGAUGUUGAUAUUGAAAGCCAUAAACAAAUGCCAGUAUUUGUGGGUGCGCACUCCAAAUGUUCUCUCUAUCAUUAUUACUAGGUACUAUUUGAAGGGUGAAAAUACUUAAAUGUUGAUUGCAUUGAUAAAACAGACACACACAAGUAGAGUUUUAAGAGAACAGAAUCGUGAUCAGUUUUUUUAACUAUUAAAUAAACUAAAAGUGAUGGUUGUCCGUACUUAUACUAUAUCGAAACAAAACACACAAAAGUAUUGUUUUCUAAUUUGCAUCUGAUUAUAUCUGAUGAAUGCUGUGAAAUACAAAAAUUAAAAUAAAAUGCAAAAACGGAAAACACGUGUUAGGAAAAUUGCAUAUUUUUAAGGUGGAUCGUAAAGUAUUUGCAAAACCUUACCUUAGAACAAUAUUGCUGCUAGGUCAGUGAACUUGAAACGGAAAUGUACAAUAAAAAAAACAAUGGCACAUUUAUUACUAUUAUUAUUAUUAUUAUUACCAUUAUUAUACUAUUGACUGGAACAUAGAAUUCAUUUUAAACAAGCGAAA
Messenger RNA from Wyeomyia smithii (pitcher-plant mosquito), 2380 nucleotides. RefSeq names its product paired box protein Pax-6-like. Gene Ontology annotation, molecular function: RNA polymerase II cis-regulatory region sequence-specific DNA binding; DNA-binding transcription factor activity, RNA polymerase II-specific. The coding region runs from base 30 to 1712 and encodes 560 amino acids. The record is from RefSeq and is a predicted model, not a curated record. NCBI's taxonomy places the organism in Eukaryota, Metazoa, Arthropoda, Insecta, Diptera, Culicidae. Gene Ontology annotation, biological process: regulation of transcription by RNA polymerase II; anatomical structure development. The transcript has 6 exons.